Molecule: messenger RNA, 971 nt
Organism: Hydra vulgaris (swiftwater hydra)
Lineage: Eukaryota; Metazoa; Cnidaria; Hydrozoa; Anthoathecata; Hydridae
Product: ras-related protein Rap-2a
Molecular function (GO): GTPase activity; GTP binding
Source: RefSeq, a predicted model, not a curated record
ACCAUUUUUAUCACGCAUACCAUUUAUUUUGGUUAUCCUCUUGGGAAUGCUAAUGUAUUUAAUUAACGAAAUUGUUAGUUUUUAUUAACGUUUUUAAAUGUAAUGAUCUGCAUAUUAUUUUUAAAAACAAAUGUUAAAAAUGCUACUCUAACAAGAAAGUUAUGAAGCACAAAAUUCUUAAAUUAAUAUCACGGAAAAAAACAAGCUCUUUUAGGGUGGUUUUACUUGGCUCACCGGGUGUUGGAAAAACAGCAUUAAUUGUUCGAUGUUUAUCUAACCAGUUUUUUAAUAACUACGUCAGAGGAAAGGAAGAAGCUUAUAGGUAUAAAGUAACCGUCGGUACAAAAAAGAUUCAGUUAGAAAUUAUGGAUUCUAAUGGGAAGAACGACGCUCUUAUUUCUUACGCUGACUCGGUUAUACUUGUUUAUUCAGUAACUAACAAAGACAGUUUUGAAAAUGUUAAAAAUUUGAUUCAAAAAGUUCGUGCGUUAAACUUAAAUGAUAUACCGAUAGCAGUUAUUGCAAAUAAAAUUGAUCAAUGUAAACAACGCGAAGUCAGUGCUAAAGAUCGUUUAUCUUUAUCUGCAGAAUACGGUGUUGAGGUUUUUGAAAGAUCAGCUGCCAUACCCACAGAGGAUUUAAAAAGUAUAUUAGUUGAAAUGUGCAAACAAUCUCAGUUUGAGAAGCGCAAAAUAAGUAGGUCAUUUAUGGCGGUAGACGCAAAAUCAAACGGAUAUCAGAAGUAUGUAAAUAGUCGAUCAAAGUCGUAUAGCGCACUAGACUCAAUAAAAGUUCUAUCUGAUAUUUAAUUUAAUAUUUAAUAUAGUAUUUAGAGUAUUUAUAGUAUUUUUUUUUUUUUUAAUUAUGUUUUUUUGUGUAAUAGUAUUUUUUAUUACUUUGAGAUUGUUCUGAAAUAUAUUUAUAAAGUUGUUAAUUCUAUAUUUAUCUGCUAUAUGAUAAUAAUAAUAUUA